Messenger RNA from Oncorhynchus kisutch (coho salmon), 3811 nucleotides. Its product is annotated as ras-related protein Rab-11A. The record is from RefSeq and is a predicted model, not a curated record. Lineage: Eukaryota; Metazoa; Chordata; Actinopteri; Salmoniformes; Salmonidae. The transcript has 5 exons. Gene Ontology annotation, molecular function: GTP binding; GTPase activity. The coding region runs from base 182 to 829 and encodes 215 amino acids.
GGUUUACUUUUUGUUGCUCCCCCUCCCAUAGCUAGCCAACGUCACAACAAAAUCCCGGAAGUGUCAGUCUGAAAACAGACCCGUCGCCGUUAGCUAGCUGAGUGUUUCAAAAUCUAUUUGCUAAAUCGUUGCAUUUUAAAGAGUUUAUACAAACGAAAUACUCCUAUUUAUCUUUUAGAAAAUGGGAACCAGAGAUGAUGAAUACGAUUAUCUGUUUAAAGUGGUUCUGAUAGGAGACUCGGGUGUUGGCAAGAGCAACCUGCUCUCUCGUUUCACCCGGAAUGAGUUUAACCUGGAAAGUAAGAGCACCAUUGGAGUGGAGUUUGCCACCCGCAGUAUCCAGGUGGAUGGGAAAACGGUGAAGGCUCAGAUCUGGGACACGGCAGGACAGGAGCGCUACCGGGCUAUCACCUCGGCGUACUACAGAGGCGCGGUGGGAGCCCUGCUGGUCUAUGACAUCGCCAAGCACCUGACCUAUGAAAAUGUGGAGCGGUGGUUGAAAGAGCUGAGAGACCAUGCAGACACCAACAUCGUCAUCAUGCUGGUUGGCAACAAGAGUGACCUGCGUCACCUCCGGGCCGUGCCCACCGACGAGGCUCGGGCUUUCGCAGAGAAAAACGGUUUGUCUUUCCUUGAGACGUCAGCCCUGGAUUCCACCAACGUUGAAACGGCUUUCCAGACCAUUCUGACAGAAAUCUAUCGAAUCGUCUCUCAGAAGCAGAUGUCAGAGCGUCAGGAGAGCGACAUGUCUCCUAGCAACAAUGUGGUCAACAUCCAGGUGCAGCCCACUGAGAACAAACCAAAGAUGCAGUGCUGUCAGAACAUCUAGCCCCGCCCAUGUUACCACUACACCUCUACCCCCUUAUAUACCCUGUACCCCCACCUCUACCCCCUUAUAUACCCUGUACCCCCACCUCUACCCCCUUAUAUACCCUGUACCCCCACCUCUACCCCCUUAUAUACCCUGUACCCCCACCUCUAUCCCCUUAUACCCUGUACCCCCACCUCUACCCCCUUAUAUACCCUGUACCCCCACCUCUACCCCCUCAUAUACCCUGUACCCCCACCUCUACCCCCUCAUAUACCCUGUACCCCCACCUCUACCCCCUAACCCCUCAUAUACCAUCUAUCCCCUAACCCCUCAUAUACCCUGUACCCCCACCUCUACCCCCUAACCCCUCAUAUACCCUGUACCCCCACCUCUAACCCCUCAUAUACCCUGUACCCCCACCUCUACCCCCUAACCCCUCAUAUACCCUGUACCCCCACCUCUACCCCUCAUAUACACCCAUCUUGUUUUAGCUCGCCCGGUGCCCCGGUUGGGUGGAGAUUCCACUUUAGAACCAAUUAAAUGGUCUUUCAAAUGUGUGAGUUUGGCCCACCCGGCUCUCAGGGUUAGGUUAACCAGAUGCACUCACUUACUCAGUCUCAUAGGAGUAGUCCCCUCCUCCAUUCUCUCCUCUCUCUCCCCAUUCCCUCUCUCCCUCCCUCCUCCACUCCCUCUCCUCUCCCCACUCCCUCUCUCCUCCUCUCCCCAUUCCCUCCCUCCCUCUCCUCUCCCCACCCUCCCUCCCUCUCUCCUCCUCUCCCCAUUCCCUCUCUUCCUCUCUCCCUCCUCCACUCCCUCUCCUCUCCCUCCCUCCCUCCUCCACUCCCUCUUCCUCCCUCUACCUCCCUCCCUCUCUCCCUCCCUCUCUCCUCCUCUCUCCCUCCCUCCUCCACUCCCUCCCCUCUCCCCACUCCCUCCCUCCCUCCAACACUCCCUCUUCCUCCCUCCCUCUCCCUCCCUCUCUCCUCCUCUCCCUCUCUCCUCCUCUCCCUCCCACCCUCUCUCCUCCUCUCCCUCCCUCCUCAACUCCCUCUUCCUCUCUCCCUCCUCCUCUCCCUCCCUACUGAUCAUGAUCUGAGAAGCCUAGUCAGUGUCUGGAGUCGUGUUCCCCAGCGGAGCCUUUUCAGACAGGAAGUCAUUUAUAUUUCUCACUUAGAUGUAAUACUGUUGAUGCGCUGACAUGUCUUACACAGAAAUGUCUUAAUAUAUUCAUCAGAAUUUUUUUUUUUUUAAAUCUUCUUCAUUUUCUUCAAUUUAUGACUUUUCCAUUUUGUGUGUUCCUCCAUUAUAAUUUUUUACCUUUGUGUUUUUUUAAAUGUUUUUUGUUUGUCUUCAAAUAUUGUAUCAUAUUUCCUACUAACGUGUAUGUAUUUAAAGCACACUGAGAAUGCUCUGAUGUGUACCUGUCUACGACCCCCCCCCCCCCCCCCCCCUCCCUCCCAUCAGUUAGCCCCGCUCCCUCCCUCUCUCUUUAGUAUAAUGUCAUGUUUGACAACGGUAGGGUUUUUUCCAAACAUGUGGAUGUAUUUAAGCACAGUGUACUAGAUAGAAUGUAUGCUCCCUGGUCCCUGUCGAUAGGUGGAGUUUGACAACUGAUCUGAUUGCUGUAAAUAGCUUAAGUAAAAACUUGUGGCAUUAGAUCUGUUUUGAGGAUGGCUUCAACCAUGCCAAUGGACAGACAGGGCAGGCAUCAAAGUACCUAACACGUAGAGGAACAACAGCUUUGUAAAAAAACACUUUUUAAACGUGUCCCAAAUGGAGCCCUAUGCCCUACCAUAUAUAGUGCACUACUUGUGACCAGGACCCAUAGGCUUCCAUUUGGGACACAUAUAUUCGUCACUUUGUUUACAGUCAGUCUGUGGCAGGUUAGCUUAGCAUGUUAUGAUGAUGAUGAUGAUGAUGAUGACGAUGAUGUCACUUCAUGGCACCGCUUUGCUGCCUCGCAUGUUUUUUAUCUUGGUUUAAAAGAUGACGAGUUAUCGUAACUCUGACUGAGUUAUCGUAACUCUGACUGAGUUAUCGUAACUUUGACUGAGUUAUCGUAACUCUCUGACUGAGUUAUCAGUACUCUGACUGAGUUAUCGUAACUCUCUGACUGAGUUAUCAGUACUCUCUGACUGAGUUAUCGUAACUCUGACUGAGUUAUCGUAACUCUCUGACUGAGUUAUCAGUACUCUCUGACUGAGUUAUCGUAACUCUCUGACUGAGUUAUCAGUACUCUCUGACUGAGUUAUCGUAACUCUCUGACUGAGUUAUCGUAACUCUCUGACUGAGUUAUCGUAACUCUCUGAGUUAUCAGUACUCUCUGACUGAGUUAUCAGAACUCUCUGACUGAAUUUAUCAGAGUUAUCAGUACUCUCUGACUGAGUUAUCGUAACUCUGACUGAAUUUAUCACUGAGUUAUCGUAACUCUCUGACUGAGUUAUCGUAACUCUCUGACUGAGUUAUCGUAACUCUGACUGAGUUAUCGUAACUCUGACUGAGUUAUCGUAACUCUGACUGAGUUAUCGUAACUCUGACUGAGUUAUCGUAACUCUGACUGAGUUAUCGUAACUCUCUGACUGAGUUAUCGUAACUCUCUGACUGAGUUAUCAGUACUCUCUGACUGAAUUUAUCAGAGUUAUCAGUACUCUCUGACUGAGUUAUCGUAACUCUCUGACUGAGUUAUCGUAACUCUCUGACUGAGUUAUCGUAACUCUCUGACUGAGUUAUCAGAACUCUCUGACUGAACGUGGAACACUACCAUUGCCCAGAGCAUGCAGUUGGCUAGACGGUAAGCCGUGGUGAAAUAAUAUAGAAGUUUAUCCAUGAAACAUUUCUGAACUCUCUUGGAUAAAUUGAGCGUACAUAGUUACAGACGUCUUUAAAAACAUAGGCGGAGAUGUCUGUAACAGGAAGUGACAUUAUAGUCAGUCAGGGAGGUCAUUCCAUUUCAAUUCAGAAAAUAAACCAUCAUUCCAAUUGCACAUUUUCCUCAUUGGA